This is a messenger RNA of Glarea lozoyensis ATCC 20868, 333 nucleotides long. Its product is annotated as Dimeric alpha+beta barrel. Lineage: Eukaryota; Fungi; Ascomycota; Leotiomycetes; Helotiales; Helotiaceae. The coding region runs from base 1 to 333 and encodes 110 amino acids. The transcript is spliced from 4 exons. The record is from RefSeq and is a predicted model, not a curated record.
AUGUCUUCCUCAGCUAUUCAUGUCACUGCUAUUGUCACUCCCGCUAAAGGGAAAGAAUCAAGAGUUAGAGAACUUCUUACAGAUCUAGCUGGCAAAGUAGAGAAACAAGAACCAGAAGUGUCCAAAUAUCAUCUGUUCGAGCAAUACGACAGCGAAAGCGGAACGAAUGUAUUCGUGGUCCAGGAGAUUUAUAAAGACAAGUCAACAUAUGACAAACACUUCAAAACCGAGUACUUCCAAGCUCUCGGCGAGACGGUCCAAAAGGAAGAGCUCCUUUCUGGGCCAUUGAACAUCAUGACUGUCAAACCUAUUGCUGGAUAUAAUUGUCGAUAA